GGUGUGAACAAUUUAGAAACGACUGUUAGAUUUCGAGAGGAAUAUAGUUGCAAUUUAUAGAGCGAAGAACACUCACUCGGUUGUAAUUCACCGCGUUGUUUAAUUUAUCGCUUUCGAUGAGGGUUAUAAAUUUGCUUGCUUUGUCAUUUCAGCUCCUUACGAAUUAGAAAGCAAGGACCUCGCGGCCGUUCAUUGUGUGAUUAAUACAGCCUGCCAGAGAAUGCGUUUGCGGCCUGAAAGAUGGAUCUGCUGCGUCUGCAUCACCAGCCCUCACAGAGGCAUCUUGGGAGCACUUUUCCUUUCAUUCCCCACCCAGGCCAUCUGUUCACGUGACCCGCGAGCACAGCCCAUCGGACGGCCAUUUUGGUUUACGCCCAACGCAGUGCGCACGGCCGGUCUCUCCAGUGCGCGCCCAGGUUGACCAGCGUGGUGGAAGGCACUCCCUUCCGUGCGGGUGGCAGGCUCCGAAAGCCUUCCGGCUGCCGGGCGCUCGGGAGCGGCGAGUCGAGCGUCGAGGGGGCCCGGGGAGCUCUUUGUCAUCGCAGCGGUGACUUGAACCCCUCCCUGGUCUGCGGGGGAGAAGAGAAGGGGAGGACCCAGAGGGGCAGAGCAAAGAACAGCAUCCUUUUUGUCCUGCUGCACUGCUUGGGAGGGAGGUCGCCGUCAGCGCUCUCCUCCGUCCCCUCCCCGUUGUUUUCCUCCAGCUCCGGGGCACCCGGGACAUCACGCACCGCAGAAGUUGUCCGUUUUUUUUUCUUCUUCCUUCUUCUGCGCUUGGCCGAGCGGACGGAGUUUUGUGCCGGAUUGUUUUUAUGCGCGCGUCGUGCGAAGGUGAGCGUGAGUGCGCCGUGGUACCCGCUGAGUCAUCAUCAUCAUGUCUGAUCUGACGCCUCAGAGCGAUGCCCCCACCCCCACCACGGACAAGAUCACGCAGGCCGCCAGGGAGACCAUCUACCUGUGCAACUUUCGUGUCUCUGUGGACGGGGAGUGGCUGUGCCUGCGGGAGCUCAACGACAUCUCCCUCACACCCGACCCGGAGCCGGCCCAUGAGGACUCAUGGGAGGAUUUCACAGAUUUGGUGGAGCAAAUGCAAAUGCUUGAUGAGUUUGAAGAUCCCAAGGAUCCCAUCGCCAUUGAAAGGCUCAACCUUAUGAACAUGGCCAAGCUUAGCAUUAAGGGACUCAUUGAAUCUGCUCUCAACUUGGGCCGGACUCUGGACUCGGACUAUGCCCCUCUCCAGCAGUUCUUUGUCGUCAUGGAGCACUGUCUGAAACAUGGGCUGAAAACCAAGAAGACGUUCCUUGGACAGAACAAGUCCUUCUGGGGCCCUUUGGAACUGGUGGAGAAACUAACCCCUGAAGCAGGUGAAAUUACGGCUAGCGUGAAGGACCUCCCUGGUCUAAAAACACCAAUAGGACGUGGUCGAGCCUGGCUUCGUCUGGCUUUGAUGCAGAAGAAGCUGUCAGAUUACAUGAAGACUCUGAUAAACAGAAAGGACCUGCUCAGUGAAUUCUAUGAAGCGAAUGCUCUGAUGAUGGAGGAGGAGGGGGCUGUGAUCGCCGGGCUUCUGGUGGGCCUGAAUGUCAUCGAUGCAAAUCUCUGCAUGAAGGGAGAAGAUCUGGACUCUCAGGUUGGAGUCAUAGAUUUCUCUAUGUAUCUAAAGGACGGCGGCCCUAGUGUCAAGAGCACAGAGGGUGAUGGACAGAUCACCGCAAUACUUGACCAGAAGAAUUAUGUUGAGGAACUGAACAGACAUUUGAGUGCUUCCGUGAACAAUCUCCAGGCAAAAGUGGAUGCGCUAGAAAAAUCAAACACAAAGCUAACAGAAGAACUUGCAGUUGCAAACAAUAGGAUCAUAACUCUCCAGGAAGAUGUAGAACGAGUAAAGGAAGAAAGCUCUCAGCUUCUGGAAUCCACUUGCAAGGUGGUGAAAGCAGACCUGAGUGCAGAUGGGCAGAUACUUGGUGAAGCCAGAAAGCAACUAAAGGAAGAAACUCGAUUGCGUUUGGAUGCAGAGAAAGAGCUGGAGUUGCACAUUGGUAUGAAGCAGGAGAUGGAGGUGUCCAUGAAGAUGCUGGAGAAGGAUAUCUGUGAGAAGCAGGAUGCCCUGCUGGCUCUGCGGCAGCAGUUAGAGGAGCUACGGAAGCUCAACCAGGAGCUCUCAGUCAAGUCGCAGAACUCUGAUGCAGCAAUGAAACAGAAGAGUGAGAUCAUCAGUCGCUUGGAUGAGACAGCAAACCAGAUGGUGGGGACCAUUAAGCAACUGGAACUGAGUGAAAAAGAUAUGGUGAAACAGGCCAGAAGCCUUAAUUCUGCAGCAGAAAAACUCAUCCAGAAGCAGCAUUAGGCCAGAAAGAAACUGAACAGUUUCAUAACUUCAGUACUAAAUUUGUUUUUGAAUUAUAGUGCAAUAUAGAUAGGUUUAAAUUAUAAUAUUUAUUUUUAAGUAAAAUUUCUCUCUUGAUUUCUUUUAUCGUAGAAUAUGUUUCCUGGUCUCCCAAGAGCUCUUUGGCAUCUGCUUUGAUUAUUAGCUAUGAAACCACACUCUUUCCCUGGUUGCCCCAUUAGUUCUAUACACAGUGGCAAAGGAAUGAAUCCAUUUCACAACUUAAGUCAUGGAGAGACAGUACUUCCUACUGUUGUGAAUAGUUUAGUUUCUGGUCAUUUCUCCUGGACAUUCAUUUGUUGCUUUUUUCACAACAGUCCAGCUAAUGUAAAAAUGGAUGUGGCUCUGUUUCAAUUUAUGGCAACUCACCUUGCUUUUCUCCGACGUCACCCUGGAAAAGACAAUGUCUUGCAGACUGCUACUGAGGGGCAUUCUGGGAGGUUUCUGAGUAAUAAAAGAAUAUACGUGCCAUCAAAUACCAAGAUAUAAACUGAGCUAGAUGCAAUUUGUUGGGUGUGUAUGCACUGCAUAGAUUUUUUUUUUUUGUCCAGAAAAUAGCAGUUUUAUUUUUAUUUGUUUAUUUAAAAAGGGAAAAAAAAAAAAAAAAAAAAAAAAAACAAAGACAGAGCUUCAUAUUCGGACAAGAUAUUUUCUGGUUAAACACAAUAGUCCUUUCUAAACAUUCAUUUGGCAAUAGAUAUCUCAGCUGAGUCCUAAGUAAAGGUACUUUGGGAGAACUGAUACCAAAAAUAAAUGUCACACUCUCUGUUUGGGAGCAUUUUGAAUACAUUUUAUAGUCCGAUGCUUACUUGAACUUAUGUAUAUAAGUUCAUAAUUUCUUGCUUUGCAGCAAACGUUCUUAACUUCCCUGUUUCAAAGACUGUUGCUUUUAUUGCUGAUCCCAUGUGCAGCGUGGCUGGUUAGACUGAUGUCUCUUCAGCUAAAGCGUAUGCGUGAAUAGGGAGGUUCAUCAGAAAGUGAAUUUUAGUGUUUAACUAACAAAAGCAAAGUGAACUACUCAGAUCUUGGUUUCAGUUUCCUGUUUGCUAAUGAAUCAUGUGCCUGAAUUACAUUACUAACCAAUAUCAACUGCUACUGUGUCUUAGACCUGGUGUUCAGAACACAAGAAACCCGAUAGCUGCAGAACGUACACUCGAACAAUCAAAAUCAAUAUGUUUUACCGUUUGUAAGAAAGCUGUUGUUGGCCUCCUAAUGUAUUGACAGCGUAAGGGAGAUGUGGAAAAUGUUUGGUCAUUUAACAUAGAUGUAAACUGUAGUAAAAUACCACAAUAAAAAGAAAUAAACAUG
Scleropages formosus (Asian bonytongue) is the source of this 3694-nucleotide messenger RNA. RefSeq names its product protein RUFY3-like. Gene Ontology annotation, cellular component: cytoplasm. The transcript has 14 exons. The record is from RefSeq and is a predicted model, not a curated record. Bases 875 to 2347 code for a protein of 490 amino acids. NCBI's taxonomy places the organism in Eukaryota, Metazoa, Chordata, Actinopteri, Osteoglossiformes, Osteoglossidae. Gene Ontology annotation, biological process: regulation of axonogenesis.